ACCCAAUUAAAAAAAACCCUAGUCCAGAAAGAGCAGUUAUAAAAGCAUCAUCUUGAAAACCCUAAUUUUAGUUCUCUGCCGUUCCACACGUUUGACCUCCAAUUCCAUUCCUGAGUGAGGAGAGAGAUGACGACUCGAUUGAAGAAGAACAGGAAGAAGAGAGGACACGUGUCAGCAGGACACGGUCGUAUCGGAAAGCACAGAAAGCAUCCAGGUGGACGUGGUAAUGCCGGAGGUAUGCACCACCACAGAAUCCUGUUCGACAAGUACCAUCCCGGUUACUUCGGCAAAGUCGGUAUGCGUUACUUCCACAAACUCAGGAACAGGUUCCACUGCCCCAUCGUCAACAUCGACAAGCUUUGGUCAAUGCUUCCUGAAGAUGUCAAGGAGAAGGCUUCCAAGGAAGGCAAGGCUCCUGUCAUUGAUGUUACCCAGUUUGGUUACUUUAAGGUUCUUGGUAAGGGUGUUUUGCCUGAUUCUCAGCCUAUUGUUGUUAAGGCUAAGUUGAUUUCUAAGAUUGCUGAGAAGAAGAUUAAGGAGAAUGGCGGCGCUGUUCUUCUUACUGCUUAGCUUCUUUUUAUCUUUUGUUUAUGCAAUUUUGUCAUAGGAAUGUUAUCCAGGGUUUUAAAUUUAGAUCUGGAAUUUGAGGACUCUUUUUGUUCUUGUUUCAUAUUCAUUUAAUGAUAUGAGCUAUUAUUUGACCA
Messenger RNA from Chenopodium quinoa (quinoa), 704 nucleotides. RefSeq names its product 60S ribosomal protein L27a-3-like. The transcript has a single exon. Gene Ontology annotation, cellular component: ribosome; cytosolic large ribosomal subunit. Gene Ontology annotation, molecular function: structural constituent of ribosome. Bases 127 to 570 code for a protein of 147 amino acids. Gene Ontology annotation, biological process: translation. Lineage: Eukaryota; Viridiplantae; Streptophyta; Magnoliopsida; Caryophyllales; Amaranthaceae. The record is from RefSeq and is a predicted model, not a curated record.